GUCAUAACAGUACUGUAAAAUCAUAUGGCGCGAUUGUUUUGAUUAUUUGUGAUCACAAUUUUUGUUUUUAAAGUGUUUUAAACCAAAUUAAGCAGCGACAGGAGCUUAUUAUGAGCCGUAAACUUGUUCGGGUUUGGGAGCCAUCGCAACCUGAAGCAAUUGAAUUAAGACCAUCCGUGUCCCAUGAAAACCUUCAAGUAUCUUAUAAAUCCUGCUGGGACAUCUCCCUAAGUGCCACAAAUAAGAUCCUGACGGGGAACAAAGCUCUGGACUCUCAUUUUGGAGGUGGAAUAUCCUUGGGUCAACUGGUCGAACUGAUCGGCAAUUCGGGCACCGGAAAAACGCAAAUGUGCUUGCAACUUUGCCUAAAUGUACAAAUUCCUAAGGCGGCUGGCGGAUUGGAAGGCAGUGCACUAUUUAUAGACACCCGGCAGGAUUUCCAUCCCGACAGAUUAAAGGGCCUAGCAUUGAAACUGGAAAGGCAGUAUGCACACAAAGUUCCAGAAUUUAAGGCUCACAAAAUGCUGCAGAAAAUCUAUUAUGUGAAGUGCCACAAACUGGAUCAAUUAAUGGCCACAGUUCUCAGUUGCCACAGGCAUCUCGUCGAGCAUCCAGAUAUUAAGCUGAUUGUAAUCGACUCCCUGGCUUUUACCCUGCGAAUGCUUGAGAAUGGCGCCCAUCGUUACGAGAUGCUCCUGGAACUGCAUGAAAGCAUGCGGAGAUUGCAACGUCAACACGAAUUGGCAGUAAGUCCUCACAAUCGAUCAAUUUUCCUUUCCUUUCAAAAUCCCGUCCACCGGCAGUGGGUCUUCACCAAUGUGCUCACGCAUCGCUACGUCAAGAAAAAGUUCCAAGUGGAGCCCGCCUUGGGGGAUCUGCAUUCGCACUUGAUCAACGAGCGCAUCUGGUUUUCGGGCAGCUCUGAGCUUCACCUGGGCAAGUCGUGGAGAACGAGUAGAUUAAUUAAGGAGUCUGAAUGAGGCUGCAUCACUUUUACUUUGUGUCUAUUUAAAACAUUAGCUAAAAAUAGGUACUUAAGGUUUCAUUAUGAGUUUAAAAGUAUGAAAUACUUGCAGGAAAUACUUUCACAUGUUAGAAAAAAAAGUUACCUUGCUAAAUAAUAUUGUUUUUCUUUGGAAUACAAAUAAGUUUAGCGAGAGAUAAGGAUCGAAGCAUUACUAAAGGAUAGAGGAGCAGCAGCAGCAAACGGCAUCCUCAACCAGUUGAUUCGCAUCAGCACAGAAAACGGAUCCGCAACUAGCGCACACCCAGCCAGCUGCUGAGCAGUUGCUAAAAGCUCCUCCGGUCAGCUCCACUCCACGACGACCCCGAUGCCUAUCGAUGGCGCAGCUCCAGAUUGACAGGCGAGCAACGCCUGAUUUAUGCGCGCGGCACAGGAAUGUGGCAAAGUGUAAAAAGUGUUUACACAUACGAACGGCGACACCCAAACCAGACUGCCGAUCUCUAGCCCGCGGCCUUUUGAUUAUACACAAAGAAAAAGUAAAGUGUUAUUUUAUAAAAUGAUUCACAUUUAAUUCAAUGCAAAGGCAUUUAGUAUGGGGAUUUUGUAAUAGUAGUAUUAAUAGUAGUAUUACUGGAUAAUAAUGUUAUGCACUUUUAGAUUAAAUGUUUAGUAGUUUCUGGGUAAGGAACAAUGCUCUACUCCUUAAAAAUAAGACAGAAAAGUAAUAUUUGAAAACACUAUUUUUUUCAGUGCACGCCUUAGGCGAACAUGGAGCUCCGGGCAGCAGCUAGUCACGCAUAUGCCGCGACAACUAAUUCAAUUUCCACUUGCCAGAAGGAGGCGGCUGUUUAGCCGAGUGUGCACGCCUAAUUGGUAAUGCGAUCGGCUUUAUUGAGGCGCUGGAGUCGCAACAGCACUUGUGGCUAUAGCUCUACCCAUAUAGCUUAGUCUCUGGAUCUGAAUCGCUGGAUGUGACUGAGCCUGGUGCCUGCUGGCUGGUGGAGCUUGCUGGUGCAGUCACAGGCUAUCGCUGUCGCUCAGCGCAAAUCCCAUUACGUGCGAUCCGUUUCGAGCCAUAAACAUGUAACAGCUGCAGCCGAGCUCCCCUCCCAGUUUCCACCGAUACCACCCGAUCCUAGCCGAGUUUCCUGGCUUCCAGCGGCGCAACUUGUCGCUCGAACUUAAUUGCCUCGGUUGCGCUUAUGACUUUCGUGUGCAAUGCAUCCUCAUCCACAUCCACAUCCACAUCGCCGCUCUGUGACUGCAGCAUUAGAAAGUAACUCCAGCCGGCGGAAAGCUAUAGCUAUCAACAUCGGUCUCGCAUCGUCUUCGUCGUCAUCGCGAAGUUUGCUGGCGCUAUUUUCGACACCGCCUGGCCCGCCAUAAAUUUCCAACUGCCCUGUAAUGCACUUGGGCCUCAAAACUAGAAAUGGUCUGACUGAGUCGGUGGCACCGAAAAAAGUUUGUGAUGUGAUCGGAAAAAGAUAUUGGGAUCAGUAAAAAUCAUUACAGAUCAAGAUUUGGUAUUUUCAAGGC
Messenger RNA from Drosophila erecta, 2500 nucleotides. Its product is annotated as DNA repair protein RAD51 homolog 3. NCBI's taxonomy places the organism in Eukaryota, Metazoa, Arthropoda, Insecta, Diptera, Drosophilidae. Gene Ontology annotation, biological process: DNA repair; reciprocal meiotic recombination; meiotic DNA recombinase assembly. The record is from RefSeq and is a predicted model, not a curated record. Gene Ontology annotation, cellular component: replication fork; Rad51C-XRCC3 complex; Rad51B-Rad51C-Rad51D-XRCC2 complex. Gene Ontology annotation, molecular function: ATP-dependent DNA damage sensor activity; ATP binding; four-way junction DNA binding. The transcript is spliced from 5 exons. Bases 111 to 980 code for a protein of 289 amino acids.